Molecule: messenger RNA, 2181 nt
Organism: Iphiclides podalirius (scarce swallowtail)
Lineage: Eukaryota; Metazoa; Arthropoda; Insecta; Lepidoptera; Papilionidae
Source: the annotation of a GenBank genome assembly
AUGGGUGAAAAAUACGAUGGGAGACGAGCAGAUGUGUGGUCCUGUGGUGUUAUUCUAUAUGCACUUCUCGUUGGAGCCCUGCCUUUUGAUGACGAUAAUUUGCGUCAAUUACUCGAAAAGGUGAAGCGUGGUGUAUUUCAUGUGCCACAUUUUGUGCCACCCGAUUGCCAACAACUUCUUCGUGGUAUGAUAGAAGUGAACCCAGAGAAGAGAAUGACUCUGGCAGAGAUAACUCGACAUCCUUGGGUGACAGCUGGGGGCCGUGGUGAAUUAGAGCAGGAGCUUCCUAUGAUGGAAGUUGUCCAGACCCGGGUCUUGCCCUCUGCUGAUGCGAUAGACCCAGACGUGUUGCAGGCCAUUUGCAGUCUGGGUUGUUUCAAACAAAGAGACAAAUUAAUACAGGAACUGCUUAGUCCACACCAUAAUACGGAAAAGGUCAUCUACUUUCUACUGCUGGAGAGGAAAAGACGCAGGCCUGCAAGAGACGACGAGCCUCGCCCGCCGGCACCCGCAACACCGGCCGACCCUCCCAGGAAGCGACUUGACACUUGUCGGGUAAAUGGACAAUCCGCUCAUUUUGGACAGAUCAGUGAGGGUUCACCCAUUACUCCGAGAAGAUCACAGAUCAGUAGAUCCUCCUCGGGACGGCGCGAAGGCCGCAGCUCACCGCAGCUGGCGGCCAGCCCACCCGCUGGCCACACACCGCACCGUGUCUCUUCACUAGGGGGCACACCUGCCACGCCCGGAUCUCCACUUGCGUCGCCGUCAAUGAGGGAACAUCACCACCAAAGAGCCAACUCCACCGGGCCAACUAUAAGCUUGAACAUAAGUGGAGAGCCCGGGGAAGCUGUGAUCAUAAUCAACGAGUCACCUCUAAUGGGCUCUUCGGUGGCUGUCAGGCCUCACAGCCCUUCGCAGACUCAUCGAGUGAGAGAAAGGUCGUCACUGCCUGGACCUACCAGCGCCGGUCAGUCGCCGGCCCAACCCUCGAUAUUCCCGAAUCUCGGCACAUUAACAGUGACCGUCAAUAUAGCUCGUCGAUCGAACCCCGUAAAUGCGUGCGCGUGUGCGUUUGCUCGUACGUGCUGGGUGCGCAUGUGUGCGUGUUGGGUGGCGCGGGGGCGGGGGCGGGGGCCGGUGCGGGUGCGGGGGCGGGAGGGGGGGGCGGCGGCGCCGUGGAGGGCGCGCCUCGCCACCAUCAAGAACUCCUUCCUCGGCUCGCCGCGCUUCCACCGGCGCAAGAUGCAGACUUCGUCAGAAGAGGUUCACCUCACUCCGGAGACAUCACCAGAACUGACCAAGCGUUCAUGGUUCGGUUCGUUGCUGUUGUCCGCUGACAAGGAGGAGACCUUCACCGCACUGGUCAAGGGGAAACCCCUGGCUACAGUCAAAGCCGAUCUCAUACACGCCUUCCUCAGUAUAGCAGAGCUGUCGCACAGCGUGUUAAGUCCGAUGUCCUUCAGGGUGGAAUAUAAGAGGGGUUCUAACGCGCCCGCCAUGUUCCAGAGGCAUGUUAGAUUUCAGGUUGACAUAUCCACGAUAACCAAAGCUCCCGGUGAAAAUGGAAAAGAGUAUUUGUACGCAAUCACUUUCACUUUACUAUCUGGCAACAUCCGGCGCUUCCGGCGCGUGUGCGAGGUGGUGCAGGCGGCGGUGUGCCGCGCGCCGGGCAAGGGCCGCUCCCCCGCCCCCGCGCUGCACCCCCCCUCGCCGCGCGCGCAGAGGCGCACCAUCCACCCGCACGCCGCCGGCGAGAUCCCGGACAGCCCGGACACGCCGCAGCAGCAGUCCGACCACGAUAGCGACUCCUCGGUCUUCGACACGGUGAAGAGCCCCAGCCGCUCCUCGAUAGACCAGCUGGACCAGAACGGCACACACCCGCUUGGCUCGAGCUCGUCCGUUACCAGCGGUUCCAGCGGCUACAAACAGAGUGUCCGCGGGCGGCGCGCCGCCGAGCCGGCCUCCGCCUCACUCGACCACGAGAUCAUGAGCUGCGGCCGCGACCUGCCAGCAGUAGUGACAAGGGCGAGUUUUGCAGGCACGCACACGAAGCGGUCGUCGUCGGAGUGCCGCGAGGCGGCGUGCUCGCCGCGGCGCGGGCUGCAGCCGCGCGACGAGCUGCGCCGCAACAACUCGCUGCGCGACUCGCCCGCGCUGCCCCACCCCAACGCGCCCCUCGCC